UGGCGGGGCCGGAAGUGGCGGGAGGUGACGUGUGCAGAGCCGAGCCGGUGCGGGAUGGAGGGGCUGUACCAGCAAACCAACAAGCAGGUCCAUGAGGUCCAGUCUUACAUGGGGCACCUGGAAACUUCAGACAAAGAGUCAGUGCACUUGGUAGAAAAUGAGAUUCAGGCAAGAAUAGACAACAUAUUCAGCAACUUGGAACGUCUGGAAAUCCUGUCCAGCAAAGAACCUCCCAACAAGAGGCAGAGUGCCAAACUGAGAGUGGACCAGCUGAAAUACGAUGUGCAGCACCUGCAGACAGCCCUGAGGAACUUCCAGCACCGCCGGUACCUGCGGGAGCAGCAGGAGCGGCAGCGCGAGGAGCUGCUGGCCCGCACCUUCACCACCAACGACUCUGACACCACCAUCCCGAUCGACGAAACCUUGCAGUUUAAUGAAUCCCUGCAGAGUGCCCACCGAGGCAUGGAUGAGCUUAUUGGCAGUGGCACCAACAUCCUGGCGGGGCUGAGGGACCAGAGAGUCACAUUAAAGGGCACUCACAAGAAGAUCCUGGACGUUGCCAACAUGCUGGGCCUGUCCAACACGGUGAUGCGGCUGAUCGAGAAACGCGCCUUCCAGGACAAGUUCCUCAUGCUGGGGGGCAUGGCCGUGACCUGCCUCAUCAUGUUCCUUGUUGUGCAGUACCUGACAUGAGCUGCUCACCUCCUGCAAGAGGACUGUCUCCAGAACUGACUUUCCUCUGGGUGCUGCUUUGGAUGAGCCCUUCCCGUGGACUUCAGAGUUUACAAAUCCCACUUGGACAGUGUCACGUGGAAGGCACGUCGGGAAAUGGAUGUGUCUGGGGAUGCUGUGCUUGAGAAUGGCCCUGUGAAAAUAACCCUUGGCCUUUACUGCUCUCCCCUCAAGCCUGCAGGUUUAAUGGUCUGAUUAAUAGGAAGCAGAAGUGAAGAUUGUGCCCAGCUGUAGCAAGGCAGGAAUGUCCCUUUGGGCACACAGGGAUGGGAGGAUGCAAAGGCACAGCCUGGGAUGCAGCGAGUCUUUCCUGUGCUGGCCAGCACUGACCUGACCCCUGCAUUUUACAGUGCAAGAAUGGCACAGAGAAUUUCACAGUGUUCAUGGACCUGAGUUCGGCCUGUGGGACUGAGUUUGCAAAAAGAUUUGGGAAGUGAAGGGCUCCCAUCUGCUGUUCCAUUUGCUUGGAGGAGGAGGAUGUGUGGGAAGACUUAGAACACGGUUAUAACCUCAGUUACCUUCACACACAGUAUUACCCAGCACAGAUCUCUGGUUUAGACUGAAAUGCUGCUCUGCUCCUCUGAGGGGUGUUCUGGUCUCUCUCUGCCCUGCUGCUUCCCAGGGGGUGCUGAGUGCCAUGCUCCCUCCUGCUUCCACUGGGAUGCACGUCAGGCCUGUGGUAUCUCCCCAGGCCUCCUGCCAAAUCCAGCCUCCAAAACUGACAUUUCUAAUGCCAGAGCACAAAGGUUUGGGGAGCUGUGUUAAUUUCCUGAGGUGCUGGUUGGGUUUGGGGCUCUGGAGCUGGAACUUCUGAGUGGAUGGAGCAGGUGAGUCCCCCUGUACUCCCUGGAGGUGUGGGAUUAUUCACAGAGCUGGAAUGAGUUCUUCACACCAGAGGAAUGGUGGGAUCAGCACAACAGGCCCUGGCACUGAAAAAUCAGCUUGGUCAGAGAGUUUCCUCAAGUCUGUGCCUUGGGAUGGAGAUGUCCCCACCCUUGGGAAGGGCAUUCCCCUUUGUACCUGUGGAGUCCUGUGAAGGACACUCAGAUGUGCCACCUCCUGGGGGUGGUGCUGGCUCACACUCAUCACCUUGGGGUCAUUCCCUGCCCCCAGUGAAACACUGGAGCUGUGAAAUCCUUGUCUCAGCCUGGCACCACCCCCCCUGCAGCCUGGGGGUGUCUGAUAGAGGGGCCAUCCUGGCAUUGUAGGCAUCAUCCAUUUCAGUCACCCCACAGAUCCUUUCCUAUCCCCAUGUGUAGCAAGUCUGGAGCAUUCCCUGAUGUCUGACAGUGGCACAGAAGUGUCAUACCCUGAUAAUGUGGCCUUGUGCUGGCAAUUCCUUCCCUGUCUGGAAUAGUUGUGGGUCUCUGGAUUAGUAACUAAUCAGAAGCUCUACACUUGCUGAGUGCACUGGGCUUUGCUUUCAAUAUGUGAUCUGUUGCAAACUGGGAGGAAGGGUUUUAAUAAUUGAAAAAAAAAUUAGAAGUAAUUUGAGGGAAUAUGGACCAUGAGACAGGGCCAUGCUGGUGACCAGAGCUGGGGUGGGGCCCAGCCAGACACCCAGAAUGGCCCCUGUUUAUGGGCUUCUCUAUUUAUUUGAUAUUUCUGAAGUGUUUCCUGCUCUUGGAGUUCUGUUUGUCCAGGUUUUCCAAGGAAAUAGUGUAGCAGAGCAAACAUGGAACUGGUUUUCAUUUGAGCCCAAGGAAGUAAGGAAUUAAAAGGAAAAGAGGGUGAUGGAGCAUCUGUUUUGCUGUGUAGUAGGAAUCAUAAAUCCCAAUUUGCCCGAAAUUUAAUUUGGAUAUGAAAUCUGAUGGAUUCAGCCCUUGAGAUGGCAGCUGAGCACUUGCAAGGGGUCCUGGCAAAUCUCAGUUCUGAUGAACUGAUCCAUUUCCACUGCAUUUUACAGUGUUGGGGUUUAGGGUUUAAGGCUGUCAUUGUCUAAAGUUUCUUUAGUUGUGACCUGGUGUAGGAGAGUUUCUCUUACACCAGGGUGGGCCUCUGGCCAAUCUCUUUCCUUUUGGGCUGUGGUAGGAGCCAUAAGAUACUUGGAACUGGAUUUUUUUUUCCUGUUUCUGAGCCUAGCUUGGCAUUUUAAUAGAUGCUUUCCUGUUGAUUUUGCCUUCUGAAGUCUUGUCCCUGCACAGGCUGGUUUCCCCUUGGUGAGCCAAGUGUCCUUGCUACCCAUGACACCCAAAGGUGACACAGGGGGCUUGAAGGAACCACCUGGGGAACUGGAUCUGGGGACAUGUGACAUCAGACACGUUUGUGGUGCCUGUAAAUCCACAGAGAUUCCAAGGCCAGCUCAGGUGGUUUGUGUGAUACCCAAAAACCUGCAUGGCAGUGGGACAUGGCAGGGACAUGGGUAGUUCCUUCAAGCCCCACAUCUCCCCUUUGGAUGCAGUGGAAAAUGAGCUGGAGCCCUGGUGGGAUUGUGGUCUCUGCCAAAGGAGAUGAGCUGGAGCUCUGGAGGCUUUGCUGCUGCAGCUUGGUGGUGUUUCCUUCAUCACCAAACACUCACUUCUGCUUCCAAACUGUGGCAUGAGUUCCAGCUCUGGGGUGAGCUGGUCUCAGGAGGGGACUCUGGGAAUUCACUUGUCUCUGGAAUAAAACUUUUUACCAGUAUUUUAUACAUAAAGGAGCAAGGGUGGGACAUGAUUCAUGUGAUGUUCUGUGAAUAAAGAUUUUUUUUCAACCAAAA
Messenger RNA from Lonchura striata (white-rumped munia), 3430 nucleotides. It is a transcript of the gene GOSR2, whose product is annotated as golgi SNAP receptor complex member 2. Gene Ontology annotation, cellular component: Golgi apparatus; ER to Golgi transport vesicle membrane; SNARE complex. Gene Ontology annotation, molecular function: SNARE binding; SNAP receptor activity. Gene Ontology annotation, biological process: vesicle fusion; intra-Golgi vesicle-mediated transport. NCBI's taxonomy places the organism in Eukaryota, Metazoa, Chordata, Aves, Passeriformes, Estrildidae. The record is from RefSeq and is a predicted model, not a curated record.